AUGGAAUCAUCCAAUCAAGAUGUGAUUGAGAUGUCUGAAGAUCUGGGUCCAGUUGUCCCAAUGACAAGAACCAAGGGAAACUUUGACAAUAGAAUGGACUUUUCAUUCUCUGGCAUCAAUCACUAUGUGACUGUCAAGGAUAAGAAACAAAAGGUUUCCAAACAAAUCCUUAAUGACAUUAAUGGUAUUGUCAAGGCUGGAGAGAUGAUGGCCAUUAUGGGUCCAUCAGGUGCUGGAAAGACAACACUUUUGGAUAUCCUGGCACAUCGUCUGCAAAUCAAUGGAACUGGUGAGAUGAUGUUGAAUGGUGUCAAGGCCAACUACAAGGUGUUCAAGAGAAACAGUGGCUACGUAACUCAAUCAGAUACACUCAGUCCAUCAAUGACUGUUCGCGAGACUCUUACAUUCUACGCCCGUCUCAAAAUGCCAAGAGAUAUGCCACACGAGGAGAAGAUGAAGAAGGUAGAUGAUGUUAUCCAAGAGGUUGGAUUAAAGAGAUGCGCCAACACACUGGUUGGAAAUGACAAGAUCCGUGGCAUAUCAGGUGGAGAGAGAAGAAGAGUUACAAUCGCCAUUGAGUUGCUCACUGGUCCAAGCUUGCUAUUCCUGGACGAACCAACAAGUGGAUUGGACGCAUCGACAUCACUCAGUGUGAUUAAGGCUAUCAAACGUCUUGCCAACUCUGGAAGGACAAUUAUUUGUACCAUCCAUCAGCCAAGGUCAAACAUCUUUGACCUUUUUGACAAGUUGUUGCUCCUGGCUGAGGGAUCCACCAUCUACUAUGGCUUUGGUGCCACCGCCGUCCACUACUUUAGUGAACAAGGUUAUCAAUGCCAUGAUCGUGCCAACCCUGCUGACUUCUUCAUGGACCUUAUCAACACUCAAAUCGAAGAGGAUGAUGAACUUGGAAUAGAAGAUGGGCACAAGCCUCAGAAGAAGCUCACUCCAGAGGAGGUUGCAAGAUUGAAGCUGUACUAUGCAGAUAGUCAACAGAAUGUUCAGUUGAAACGACAUUUGGAGGAGAUGGAGACUGAAUCUGGUAACAAGGUGGUGACAUAUACCAAGCCUCAACGUGCAACAAUAUGGACGCAGUACAGCAUGCUUAUGAACAGAGAGUUGCUGAAUGUCAAGAGGAACCCAAUGUCAUCACGUGUUCAGAUCAUGUCAUCCAUCUUCCAAGGCAUACUCUGUGGACUUGUCUAUUACCAAAUAGGUCUUGGUCAGUCCAGUGUCCAAUCGAGGACUGGUGUAUUGGCCUUCAUCAUCAUGGGCACUGGUUUUCCUUCAGUCAUGCUUACUAUCCAAAUUUUCCCCGAAAUCAUUACCAUCUUCCUCAAAGACAGAGCAUCUGGUGUAUACACAACAUUCCCAUUCUUCUUGGCCAAGUCUACACUUGAUUGUUUAGUUGGUGUAUUAUGUUCCACGAUCAUGGGCACAAUUGUAUACUGGAUGUCCAAUCAAAGAGUGUAUCCAUUCUUUGCCGCAGCACCAUUCUUUAAGUUUAUUUUCGUGUUGAUCAUGGUCAGUCAGGUGUCAUUGGCAAUGGGCACAUUGAUCUCCAGUGCCGUACCAUCAGUGGCCGUAGGAACCAGUGUCGGACCACCAUUCGUCAUCCUAUUCUUCCUGUUCAGUGGCUUCUUCAUCAAUCUGAACGACGUGCCACAGGGAUGGGUAUGGGCGCCCUACAUCAGUUUCUUUAAGUAUCUUAUCGAGGCUGCAGUGGUCAAUGCAUUUGCCGACGUGACAUUCACCUGCACGGACAGUGAGCGCAUUGGUGGAAGAUGUCCAACCCAGAACGGAUUCGAAGUGAUCAAGCGUAUGGACUACAAUGCCAAUCAUUACUGGCGCAACAUGUGGAUAAGCUUCCUCUUUGCCGUUGGAUUCAGGGCACUGACCUACAUGGUGCUUGUACUCAAGAGCAGACCAAUCAAGUUCAAGAAGGUAGUAUCAACCAAGCAGGCCUAA
Molecule: messenger RNA, 1965 nt
Organism: Acytostelium subglobosum LB1
Lineage: Eukaryota; Evosea; Eumycetozoa; Acytosteliales; Acytosteliaceae
Exons: 9
Coding region: 1-1965 (654 amino acids)
Cellular component (GO): membrane
Molecular function (GO): ATP binding; ABC-type transporter activity; ATP hydrolysis activity
Source: RefSeq, a predicted model, not a curated record